GCCAGCCUCCAGUCCCCGCAGUGCCGAAGCAGAACAUGGACGUCACCAUCCAGCACCCCUGGUUCAAGCGUGCACUGGGACCCUUCUACCCCAGCCGGCUGUUCGACCAGUUCUUUGGUGAGGGCCUCUUCGAGUAUGACCUGUUGCCCUUCCUGUCUUCCACCAUCAGCCCCUACUACCGCCAGUCCCUCUUCCGCACAGUGCUGGACUCUGGCAUCUCCGAGGUCCGAUCCGACAGGGACAAGUUCGUCAUCCUCCUGGAUGUGAAGCACUUCUCUCCCGAGGACCUGACGGUGAAGGUGCUGGAGGACUUCGUGGAGAUCCACGGCAAGCACAACGAGCGGCAGGAUGACCAUGGCUACAUUUCCCGGGAGUUCCACCGCCGCUACCGCCUGCCCUCCAACGUGGACCAGUCGGCCCUGUCCUGCUCCCUGUCUGCAGACGGCAUGCUGACGUUCUCAGGCCCCAAGGUCCAGUCUGGCCUGGACGCUGGCCACAGCGAGAGAGCCAUUCCCGUGUCGCGGGAGGAGAAGCCCAGCUCGGCACCCUCGUCCUAAGCAGGCCUCGGCCUCGGCUGCCCCCCUCGGCCCCUGACCCCUCCAGCGGGGGGACCACAGAAAAGGCCUCUGCCUUCCCUUCCUUUCCUUUCCUUCAUCCCUAGUCUUCUCAGAGGAAUGAGGUUUUGAGAGAGUGGCCGGGAG
Urocitellus parryii (Arctic ground squirrel) is the source of this 701-nucleotide messenger RNA. RefSeq names its product crystallin alpha A (gene Cryaa). The record is from RefSeq and is a predicted model, not a curated record. NCBI's taxonomy places the organism in Eukaryota, Metazoa, Chordata, Mammalia, Rodentia, Sciuridae. Gene Ontology annotation, molecular function: structural constituent of eye lens. Gene Ontology annotation, biological process: lens development in camera-type eye; protein refolding; negative regulation of apoptotic process. Gene Ontology annotation, cellular component: cytoplasm; nucleus.